Messenger RNA from Hibiscus syriacus, 1228 nucleotides. Its product is annotated as GDSL esterase/lipase At5g33370-like. Lineage: Eukaryota; Viridiplantae; Streptophyta; Magnoliopsida; Malvales; Malvaceae. The record is from RefSeq and is a predicted model, not a curated record. The transcript has 5 exons. The coding region runs from base 2 to 1108 and encodes 368 amino acids. Gene Ontology annotation, molecular function: hydrolase activity, acting on ester bonds.
AAUGGCUUAUUCAUCGAAAUUUUCCGAUUUUUCGUUGGUUUUGCUCUUCCUAUUACCCUUUGUGAGCAUUGCUCCCUCGGCUGAUGCUCGAGCUUUCUUUAUUUUCGGUGAUUCCCUUGUCGAUAGCGGCAACAACAACUACCUUGCCACGACAGCUCGUGCCGAUUCACCGCCUUAUGGGGUCGAUUAUCCGAGUCGAAGACCAACGGGGCGGUUCUCUAAUGGACUUAACAUCCCGGACUUGAUUGGUCAGAAAAUCGGCUUAUCGGAAUCACCAUUGCCGUAUUUGAGUCCAGACUUCAAUGGGAAAAAGUUGCUUAUUGGCGCCAACUUUGCUUCAGCUGGUGUGGGAAUCCUUAAUGACACAGGAGUUCAAUUUGUAAAUAUACUAAGAAUGUAUAGACAACUAGAGUUGUUUCAAGAAUACAAGCGGAGACUGUCGGGUCAGGUAGGAUCGAAGCAAGCUCGUAAACUCGUAAACCAAGCACUCGUACUCAUCACCGUCGGCGGUAACGAUUUCGUCAACAACUACUACUUGGUGCCUUACUCCGCAAGGUCUAGCCAAUAUAAAUUGCUUGAUUAUGUCAAGUUUGUCAUUUCGGAAUAUCAGAGACUCUUGAUGAGGCUAUACAAGCUGGGGGCACGCAGGGUUCUAGUGACGGGCACGGGACCGAUGGGCUGCGUUCCGGCUGAACUGGCUAUGCGGGGAACGAAUGGCGGAUGCUCCGAAGAACUGCAACGUGCUGCAUCGUUGUACAAUCCCCAACUUGUUCAGAUGUUAAAUGGACUCAACAAGCAGAUAGGCAAAAAUGUCUUCAUUAGUGCGAAUACUCAGAGAAUGCACAGCGAUUUUGUUAGCGAUCCUCGAGCAUUCGGAUUUGUGACAUCGCAGAUAGCCUGUUGUGGACAAGGACCGUACAACGGACUCGGUCUGUGCACGCAGCUGUCGAAUCUGUGUCCGAAUCGAGCUCUGUACGCGUUUUGGGAUCCAUUCCAUCCAUCAGAGAAGGCAAACAGAUUGAUCGUGGAACAAAUAAUGACAGGGUCUAAUGAGUACAUGCACCCCAUGAAUCUCAGCACUAUCAUGGCAAUGGAUUCUAGGAUUUGACAAUAACUCUUUCCUUUUCGUUUGGUUUUACUUCAUCUGUCACAUGUUGUGCAAUAAUCUGUUUGUUCAACUGUCCUAAAUGUUAAAUUCCGAACCUGUUUGCUUUUCUCUUUGGAUGUA